Hippoglossus stenolepis (Pacific halibut) is the source of this 2064-nucleotide messenger RNA. RefSeq names its product thymic stromal cotransporter homolog. The transcript is spliced from 7 exons. The record is from RefSeq and is a predicted model, not a curated record. Gene Ontology annotation, biological process: transmembrane transport. Gene Ontology annotation, cellular component: membrane. Gene Ontology annotation, molecular function: transmembrane transporter activity. Bases 321 to 1637 code for a protein of 438 amino acids. NCBI's taxonomy places the organism in Eukaryota, Metazoa, Chordata, Actinopteri, Pleuronectiformes, Pleuronectidae.
UAAAGUAAAACAAGAUCAAAAUGUGUCUUCAAGGAAAAACCAUUAAAACCAACCAGUCAAACCAACAACAGGAUAUUAGAGGGGAGUUGUCUUUGGAAUAAAAAACUUAAAGUCAAACCUCAUCAUGAAAGUUAUUCCAGAUGUUGAGUUACUUUCAGUUUGGACCACAGGCUGUUUAUAAAAAAGUUUUGGACACGUGAGGAGGAAGUGGGUGUGACACUGUUUUCUCUGGUUCAUGUUUUCGAACAUCCUUCAGAUCAACCCGGACGUCUGCGUCUCUCCUCGGCUUGAAUCACACUCACCCUGCUCCUUGGGAAAUCAUGGUGACACCGAUCUGGUGUCAAACUGUCUCCGCGGUUCUCCGUCAGAUUGAGCCGAUCGUCGUGCUGGAGCAGCUGGGCAGCUGCUUCUUCGACACCGCGCUGCUGCUGGUGGUCAGGGACCGCAGCUCCAACGCCUCGUACCCGGGUCUGUCCGGGGAGGCGAGCCGGCAGAAAGCCAUGACCGACUUCUUCAUGACCUACAACCUGAUCAUCCGCUUCGUCCCCAUCCUCCCGGCGCUGCUGCUGGGCAAGCUGAGCGACCGCGGCUGGAGGAAAGCCCCCAUCGUGGUGCCCCUGGGCGGGUACGUGCUGUCCCGGCUCGCCCUGCUCCUGGUGCUCAUCUUCCGGCUGCCCCUGGAGCUGAUGUUCGGGGCCGCGGUUCUCUUCGGGCUGUCCGGCGGCUACUGCGCCUUCUGGCCCGGCCUCAUGACGCUGGCGUCGCUGGGCUCCACGGCCACUGACCGCUCCAAGGCGCUGAUGAGGGUGGAGCUGCUGUACGGGGCGGCGGGUCUGGUGGGCAGCUUGAUCUCGGGUCACCUGUUCCUGGUGAACAGCUCCGGUCUGGGAAACGGAGUCGUCCUGCUCAUCGUGGCCACGCUGCUGAACCUGCUGUGUCUCAUACACUCCAUCGUGCUGCUGCAGGUGAAACAAGUGUCCAUCAGCGAGUCUGGCGAGGACGGUAACCUCCUCGCUGUUGCCGAGGCGCCUGGUGGCAUCGACAGGUGGAACAUUGUUCUGCUGUUCGCGGCCGCCUUCCUGUACGACUUUGCUGUGGGCGGAGCCGUAGAAAUACUGGGCGUGUUCGUGUUGAAAGAACCGCUCAGCUGGACAGCCGCUCAGGUCGGUUACGGGAACGCAGCCGGCUGCUCGAUUUUCCUCACCAGCUUCGUCGGUGUCAUCUUGUUUCGCCGCUGCUUCAGCGACGUCGUGCUCAUCCUGAUCGGCAUGUUCUCCUUCGCCUCGGGGAUCUACUUCAUGUCCUUCGUCACAGCAACAUACAUGUUCUACCUCGCUCGCUUGCUCACCCUGUUCGCUCUCAUCCCGUUGCCAACGAUCAGAUCUCUGCUCUCACAGCAGGUUCCAUCAUCCUCAUAUGGCACGACUCUCACCUCCCUGCAGCUGACUCUGAAGUUCGCCGGUCUGACCUACAUCCCUGCCUACACUAAGAUCUACCAGAGAACCCUGGAGUGGUUCCCAGGCUUCAUCUUCACGCUCUCCAGCAUCUUUACUGUCCUGGGAAUGAUACCCAUCAGUAUCUUGGGCUGCAGAUCACCUCAGUCGAGUCAGCGGUACAGACGGAUUCAGGGCGACUGAUUCACCAGAAGAGAGUUAACAUCGGCACAAGGCAGACGGGAACUGAAACGUGAAAUGAAGGAGACUCACUUCCCGUAACUGGAGGCGAUGCAGGAAAGGAGUUCCUGCUCUUGUUGUAAUGCUGUUACACAAGGAAACAUACAUUUUAUUUUUUCAUGAGCAUUUUACGAGACCUUAAAGCAAAUCUGUGCAUCUUUUUGACCCUAAAAUAGCAGUUUCAAAAUGUUUACUCUUUUUUCUCUCUUCUCACCGUCAGAAGUUUGGAACUGAAUUAAAUUAAAGGCUGAUGUUGGACUUCAGAUCAGUUAAAAAGACUCAGAAGUCGUUAAAAAUCUGAGUUUAUCUCCAAUAUUCAGCAGGAAACUGUUAAAAUAUGAAGAAUACUUGACAAAAUUUGGUGGAUUCGUUUCAGCGGCAGCUCUUCUGG